Messenger RNA from Gadus macrocephalus (Pacific cod), 911 nucleotides. Its product is annotated as ras-related protein Rab-15-like. NCBI's taxonomy places the organism in Eukaryota, Metazoa, Chordata, Actinopteri, Gadiformes, Gadidae. Gene Ontology annotation, molecular function: GTPase activity; GTP binding. The transcript is spliced from 7 exons. The coding region runs from base 237 to 911 and encodes 224 amino acids. The record is from RefSeq and is a predicted model, not a curated record.
AUUAAUAAAUAAUCGAACACAAUAUGCAUUUUUUACAUAUUGUGUUCGAUAGAUGGAUCGGGCUAUAUUCAACAAUGUUUCAGGCUGAGAAAUGAAUUGGCGUAUAGGUAGAGAACGCUUUACUUCGAAAAUGUGGCCGGAAGACGGACAUUUCCAUGUUGCGGGCUUGACAAUGAAAAAAACGCGUUUACUCUGAAUGCAAGUGCAGCCUUUUUCAGUCCAUGUUGCUGGCGUAAAUGCCAUGCUUUUAUCUGAUAAUGAACAUUUCAGCAAUGACUAAACAGUAUGAUAUUCUGGUCAAAUUAAUGAUUCUGGGAGAUUCAGGAGUUGGCAAAACGUGUUUGUUGCGAAGAUUCACUGAGAAGGAAUAUCAUCCUUACCAUAUUUCAACAAUCGGGGUCGAUUUUAAAAUGAAGACAUUAGACAUAGAUGGAAUCAAAGUCAGAGUACAGAUCUGGGACACUGCAGGUCAAGAACGUUAUCAGAGCAUAACUAAACAGUACUACAGACGGGCCCAAGGCAUUAUCCUUGUGUACGACAUAACAAAUGAGCCAUCUUUUCACCACAUCAUGAGUUGGGCGGGGGAUGUGGAUGAGAAUGCUCCUGAUCACAUUCAGAGGAUCCUAGUGGGGAACAAGUCUGACAUGGAAGCACAAAGGUGUGUCUCUGAGGAGAAAGGAAAAGAGCUUGCAGCUUUCUAUGGAUUAGACUUCUUUGAGACCAGCGCCUGCACCAACCAAAACAUCAGCGAGCCGUUCACUCGCCUGACGGAGCUGGUCCUACAGGCUCACAGUAGACACGUUGACCGCGUUCUGGAACCCCUAGACCGCUUCCUGGAUGGGGCCUCUCUCGAGGAGGAGAAGGGCCCUCAGGCCAUUCAUGAAAACACACAGGAUACCUGCUCGUGUUAG